Messenger RNA from Nezara viridula (southern green stink bug), 518 nucleotides. The record is from the annotation of a GenBank genome assembly. Lineage: Eukaryota; Metazoa; Arthropoda; Insecta; Hemiptera; Pentatomidae.
AAGAGAUGAUUACUCAUUAAACCAGGUGAGAAAACAUUAAAUUUUCGAAACACUAAUUCAUACAGCUCAAGAGUGAUUCGGUUCUCAAUUGUUAGGUGCUAUCAGUAAAGAUAAGCUACGUCACUGCGAUAAGAGGGGGAUUCAAAAUGGUAGAAGAACUUAGAGCGGACUUGGAAAAGUUUAAUACUGAUAUCCGGCAUUUUAUUUUACAAAACCAGAGGUUCUUCGAAGAGACGAAACAAAAAAUCGAUUCUUGUUCUACACAAUUGAAUGGCAUUAAUCAAAAAGUACAAAUUCGGAAUAAUCUUAUUAAUCAUUCUAAAUCAGUGAAAGAUAUGAGGAAAAAUAUGGAUAAUUAUUUAAAACAGUUGAGUGAAGCCAGAAGGAUAUUGUUAGAAAACAUAGAUAAAUCCAACUUGUCCCAGUAUAAUAAACCCUCUACAAUUGAUGCAAACACAUUAAGAAUCUCCCUUCACCAGGGUCAUCCUAUUACUCCCAGUUUUCUUUCCAGCUGAUAA